Erigeron canadensis is the source of this 4075-nucleotide messenger RNA. RefSeq names its product G-type lectin S-receptor-like serine/threonine-protein kinase CES101. The transcript is spliced from 14 exons. Bases 25 to 3966 code for a protein of 1313 amino acids. Gene Ontology annotation, molecular function: ATP binding; protein kinase activity. The record is from RefSeq and is a predicted model, not a curated record. NCBI's taxonomy places the organism in Eukaryota, Viridiplantae, Streptophyta, Magnoliopsida, Asterales, Asteraceae. Gene Ontology annotation, biological process: protein phosphorylation.
UAUGAGUUGUUUCCAGGUUUGAAAAUGCACCAAGAUGGUCAACUUAAGGGUGAAAUCCUAGAUUUUGAUGUCCGAUGUGGCUCAAUCAAUGACCGUGGCUGUGCUGAAUAUGAGUUUCAACACUUAAACUGCAGGAAAGGUUAUUACUUUCGUAAAUUAUAUGGCUACCAUUUGGAGAAUGAGUAUGUAUAUGAUGAAAGCUAUAACUUGACUUUAUAUGAUUGCAAAAGAAUAUGCUGGAGCAAUUGUUCUUGUGUAGCCUAUACCUAUGCAACCCAAAAUUUGAUAGGUUGCAAGACUUACAGUAAAAUGAGAUACAAUCCAUCAGAAUCUUACCGAGAUACAGGAUGUUUCGGAUUUACUAAGGAUUUUAUAGAAAAGGAGAAGAAGAAGUGGGCUUGGUUAAUUAUCGGGUUUGGAUCCUUAGCUCCACUCAUAUCAUUAUAUUUUGUAGAGAAGAAGUUUCAGAUUAAAGAUAAAGGAAAAAUUAUUCAGAAGCUGUUGCUACAUAAGCUGAGACGUUUAUACGACUACAUACAAGCAGAUAGGAAUAUGAACAACGAACUCCAUUAUUUCACAUUUCAGAGUAUCUCAUCCGCCACAAAUAACUUCUCAAGCACUAAUAAGCUAGGAGAGGGGGGUUUCGGAACUGUUUAUAAGGGAAUAUUAGUUGAUGGGCAAGAGGUUGCGGUGAAGCGCCUAUCACGAAGCUCUGAACAAGGAGUAACAGAGUUCAAGAAUGAAACCGAACUAAUUGCCAAACUGCAACACACAAAUCUUGUCAGGUUGAUCGGGUGUUGUGUUGAAAAGAAAGAGAAAAUACUUGUAUACGAGUACAUGCCUAAUAAUAGCUUGGAUUUCUUUCUAUUUGAUUCUGAGAAGAAAGGAUUACUGGAUUGGAGGGAUCGCUUUGCAAUCAUUAAUGGCAUUGCGCAGGGACUUCUAUAUCUCCAUAAGUUCUCAAGGCUGAGGAUAAUCCAUCGAGAUUUGAAAGCCAGUAACAUCUUGCUAGAUGAACACCUGAAUCCUAAAAUAUCAGAUUUUGGCAUGGCCAAGUUAUUUUCUACGAAUGAAUCUGAAACAAAUACCACUCGAGUUGUUGGGACACGUGGUUAUAUGCCACCAGAGUAUAUGAUAGAUGGCAAUGUUUCAACCAAGACAGAUGUAUUCAGUUUUGGUGUUUUGUUAAUUGAGAUUGUUAGCAGCAAAAUGAAUCAUGGGAGCUAUGAUCCGGAUCAUCCACUCAACCUGCUCGGGCUGGCAUGGGAACUGUGGAAUGAAAGUAGAGGUUUGGAGUUGAUGGAUCAGGUACUGGAAGACUCAUGCACUCACAAGGAAGUAAUGACAUGCAUCCAUGUCGGUCUCUUGUGUGUUCAACAUCAUACAAUGGACAGACCUGCCAUGUCAGAUGUUAUUUAUAUGCUCACAAAUGAAUAUAUGGAGCUACCCGCACCAAAACGGCCAGCAUUCUACAUUGAGAGGCAUGAGGCAAAGGAAACAGGAGAUGACAGGUCAGGAAACAGAUCCGUAAAUGGCCAAUCAGUUUCAAUUGAAUUGGGGAGACUUAAAACAAUGGCAGGCGGAGAAAUAUUCCGGUUCUCCGUCCUCACUUUAAUCUUCUUUAUUUUCUUCGCUUUCUGUUACUCCAAAACGGAUACCUUAAGACAAGGUCAAGAGCUUAAAGACUGGGACGAACUGACGUCAUCAAACAAGGUGUUCAGUUUGAAGCUCUUUAGUUUUGACACUAUGGACAGCGCUUACUUAGGUAUAUUUUACAACAAAAACGACAACAAUAAAAUCAGAAACCAUUAUUCGUAUGAUUUCCGUAACAAGGCAGUUUGGGUAGCAAACAGGAACAAUCCGGUCCCUGAUAUAUGCGGCAGGCUGUUGAUAGAUAUAUAUGGGAAGCUGAGCAUUAUAUCUAGUGGACGUAGCGUUCUUGAUCUCUUUAGUCCUAGUCUGAUAAUACGUAAUGUAAGUGCUAAACUCUUGGAUACUGGAAAUUUGGUGCUGCAUGAACUGUAUCCAGAUGGGUCUGUUAUGCGGGUUUUGUGGCAAAGCUUUGACUACCCAACAGACACACUUCUCCCCGGGAUGAAACUUGGAAUUAAUCUCAAGACGGGACAUAGAUGGUCGUUGACUUCGUGGGUGAGUUAUCGGCUACCAGCUAGCGGGUCUUUUACAUUAACAGGAGACGAAAAUGGCACAGAUCAACUGGUCAUCCUUAGAGGAAGGAAUGUCCACUGGAUGAGUGGACCUUGGCAGAAUGGUCGAUUUAGAAACACCAUUUUAGAAUCCUCUGUUUCAGUUUCGGAUGUCCACCUCUAUUAUGUUUCUAAUGAAAAUGAGCAGUCCUUCACAUUCUUGACAAAAACGUAUGAUGUAUUUCCUGCUCUGAGAAUAACCGAAUCUGGUGGGUUCGCAGGUUCAAGUUCAAGACCUGAGUCGGGUAUCCUUUGCAACUGUAAUUUUGGCCCGGGUUUUGUUAAAAGCAGGCUUGAAAACUUAAAAUGCAGGGAAAAUGCCAACUUUUACUCCGGGGAAGAUUAUCACUACCCACAUUCAUCAGGCUUUAUAUAUACGGAUGAGUAUGAAUAUGACGAAAGACAUAACUUGACUUUAUAUGAUUGCAAAAGAUUAUGCUGGACUAAUUGCACUUGCAUUGCCUAUUCCUAUGCAACUAAAAACAGAGAAGGCUGCAAGAUUUACCGUCAAAUGAUCUACAAUCCAGUGGAAGUUGACAAAGUCGCACAAUAUUAUAUAUUCCAAGGCCGAGAAAAGAAGAAGAAGAAGUGGAUUUGGUUGAUUAUUGGGGUUGGAUCUUUGGCUCCGCUGCUAUCAUGCUAUCUAUUCUAUAAGAAGUUUCAUCUUAGAGGGAAAACCAAGAAAAUCCGGAAUCUGUUUAUGUAUUUGUUGAGACGCUGGUUCCGUAGUGACAAAAAACAUAGAAACAUAAACAUUGAGCUGCAUUACUUCACAUUUCAAAGUAUCAUGUCUGCAACAAACAAUUUCUCGGGCACGAAUAAGCUAGGAGAAGGGGGUUUCGGAACAGUUUAUAAGGGAAAAUUAGGUGAUGGUCAAGAGGUUGCAGUAAAACGACUUUCAAAAAGCUCUGGGCAAGGAGUGACUGAAUUCAAGAAUGAAACCGAACUCAUUGCCAAACUUCAACACACUAAUCUUGUCAGGCUACUAGGGUGUUGUACCGAAAAGCAAGAGAAUAUCCUUGUAUACGAGUACAUGCCAAAUAACAGUCUGGAUUUCUAUAUAUUUGAUCCUAGAAAGAAAGGAUUGUUGGACUGGAAUACUCGAUUUGUAAUCAUUGACGGGAUUGCUCAAGGAUUGGUAUAUCUUCAUAAGUUUUCAAGGCUGAGGGUAAUACAUAGAGAUUUGAAAGCCAGUAACAUCUUGCUAGAUGGUUACCUGAAUCCAAAAAUAUCAGACUUCGGCAUGGCUAAGUUAAUUGGGUCGAAUCAGUCUCAAGCAAAUACGAGUAGAGUUGUUGGAACACGUGGUUAUAUGCCACCAGAGUAUAUGAUGGAAGGUACUGUUUCCACAAAAACAGAUGUCUUCAGUUUUGGUGUUUUGCUGCUUGAGAUUGUAAGCGGCAAGAUGAAUCAUGGGAGCUACGACUUAGAACAUCCACUUAACCUUCCAGGAUAUGCAUGGGAGCUGUGGAAUGAAGGCAGAGGGCUAGAGCUUAUGGAUCCAAUAUUGGAAGACUCGUGCUCUCAUGUAGAAGUAAUGACAUGCAUUCAUGUGGGACUCUUGUGUGUUCAAGAUCAUGACACAGACAGACCUACGAUGUCAGAAGUUAUUUCGAUGCUCACAAAUGAAAAAAUGGAUCUACUCGAGCCAAAGCGACCAGCAUUCUAUAUUGACAGGCACGAACUAGAGGCAACAACGGAUAACAAUUUGGAAAAUCAGUCCAUAAAUGGACAAUCAAUUUCUAUUUUAGUUGCUAGAUAAUUAAAAGCUAGAUACAAACAUGUUUUCUACAAUAGAUUAAUGGGUCACCAAUUCUAAUUAAAAACUUACUGUAUGUAAACCUUUAUUUCUAAGACCCAAAUCUACUUUA